AGGGUUUAGGAUGGGAAAAAUGACCACCAACGACAGAAGCAUGGACGACAAGCGGACGAUGGAACCACCUGCCAGCGAGAGCAACAGCCACGUGGUGUCGGUGGAGGACGGCAGCUGUUUCGACUACAGCGAAGCGUCAAGCGACCACACAACCGAGCCGGAGGCGCACAAGGCGUCGCCUGUCGGUGGGGCUGGUGAAGACAUGAAGACAUGUUCGCCGAUGCGUCUCCCGAGAGAUCCGUACUGGGACAACGCCAAGAUCUUCCUCGUCAUUAAUGUCUGCGUUGGGCAUUUCCUUCAGGUCAGAACGACGAAGAGCAAACACACAGAUUGGCCGCUCGCGCUACAUCGAUCUGUGUCCGUGGUGUGUGUGUUCUGCAGGUCUACAUACCGCAGGGGGAGUUUCCCAACGUCGUGGCGCGCAUCGUGUACGUCUACGCGGCGGGCUAUAUCAUGCCUUCCUUCUGCAUGAUUGUACGGAAGGAAGACAGAGAUAAGAAAGGCGAACGGGUACAUGUUUCACAACACGGUGGUGUGUGGUGUAUGCGGCUGCAUAUCUCAGUCAGGCUACUUCAGCAAUCGCACGCACAAAGACGACUACACCACGUUCAAGCAGUCCAACAGCCUACUGUAAGGAUGGAGCAAACACGAAAGACAGUCGGCCACAUUGGUACAUGCAUCGUUCGUGGUGUGUCAGUCGGGGGCUCUUCUUCCCGUACGUCAUCUUCCAAGUGAUUUACUCGCUUGUCUAUCACUUCUUCUACGAGAAGCCCGACCGAGACUUGCCCGCGUUCGGCCUCUCAGUGCAGAGCAACUAUGUGUGGCAGCCGUUCAUCCACCUGUGGUUCCUCAUGUCGCUGCUCGCAUGGCGGCUGGUCGGCCCCCAUUACAUGAGGGUCGUCAAGUACCCUCUCAUCACCUCUAUCGUCAUCGGACUGCUGGCAGGCUACUCCAAGUAGGCGAACCUAGCCGGAAAAGCCGGAAGAGCAGCUGCAGCUUCCAUUGUCUGUGUGUUGGUCUCAGUGCGACCCGGUUUCUGUCGCUGCAGCGGUCACUUGCCUACUUUCCCUUUUUCGUAUUUGGGUGGCUGAUGAAGGACACCCAGCCCCUCUUCACCCAAGCCAGACGGAAGUGCUAUACCGAAAGUGGCAUUUUGCCCUCUAAGAAUGGCUUCAUGGUAUCGGCUUCUGCGCGCUGAUGCUCGUCCCAUAGUGUUUUACGGCCUCUACGCGCCUGGCUACUGGGACUGCCCAAUAUGGUAAGUGGGUGGGUGGGGGAGGCCGUGUGCAGAUGUGGUGGUCCACUUAUGCGCACAUGUGCCACCUCAUGCAGGUUUGGGGAUCCAUAUUGGAGUGAGACUGGUGAGUGCAACUUCCCUCAGUGGUAUGCGUUCGUGGUGCGGCUGUUCUGGUACGCCUUCGACUUGCCCCUGUCCAUUGCAGUCCUGCUCGUCCUGCCGCCGUUCCGCAUCCCACACGUGAGCGACAAGUGGGGCCCGAGGACCAUGCUGCCCUACAUCGCCCACCCCCUCUUCAUCAUCGCCUUCCAGCAAGCCGGCUACUACCGAAUCGAUGGCCUCUCUGUGUCGGCCAUGGUGGCCAUAUCGUGCUUCUUGGGUCUGGCAGUGGCCGUCUUGCUGAUGACGGACUACCCGUUCGCAUUUUGGCUGCAGUAUGUGGUGGACCCGCCGUUUCUGUCGUGAUUUCUUUUCAAGAGAGACGAGAACGACACACAUGCGGCGAGGCAAAGGACACACCAGCCGGGGCGGCAGGCCGAUGCAGACUGGGCGUGAUGGACAUUCAGAGACAGAAACACCGGAAGACUCGCUCGGCUCACCACCGAGACACACCCGGAAAUCGAAGAAAAUCCUUGAUGGAUGGAUUGAUGGAUGGAUGGAUGUGUUACAUGCCCUGCUCUGUGCGUACGUACGUAUACGUAUGUGUUGGUGUGUGUAUGUGUUGUGUCUUCUCGCUGGAGAAUGGGGUGCUUGUGUGUGAAUGUCUAUGGCUGCUGUUUGUCUGUCCGUAUGAUUGCAUGUGUGUUUUUAUGUGCUGUGCUGACGGUAUGUUUCCCCUGCGUGCGCCAAAAUUGCUUAUGGAUUUGCUUUUUGUCUGCUGAAUCGGCGAUUUUCCGCUGAAGCCUUCUUACGUGGUGUUUCUGCAGCUCGCACACAUGUGAGUACCACACAUCCUGACUUGCACUGCCCGUCAAGCUUGUAUCCUGUCUCGGUGAUGUGGCAUGGGCGUUUGUUGUUGGCGUGUGGGUGUUUGGAGCGACUGCUGUCCAUCAGCAGAACUGUUUACUGAGUGUGUGGUACACACAUGCAUUCACACGCAGACGGGCACCCCAGCAGUGAGUCGGCCGGUCAGUCCCCGGCCGGCACUCAGCAAAGACCCGCAGGCACACCUAUACAGCUUCUGUAUGUGCACACACGCACACUGGAGUGGAGGGAGGUACGUACGCACCGGGCUGCACCCACGCCCUUCUCCCCCGUUCAAACGUCUGCUGCCCGGCGACUUGCCUGUCUGUCUGUCUGUCUGUCUCUGUCUGUCGGUCUCUGCAUAUCUGUAUCUUUCUCUUUGUCUCUUUUUCUUUCUCUCUGUCUCUGCCUCUCCUCCUUCCUACGUACUGGUUUGGAUGGCAAUUCCAUCAAGGUACUUGACGAGUGCUGAUGUUCUUGUACAGUCGAUUUGUGGUCUUACAUGCACAAACCGGACCUUGUCUGUCUUGUCUUAUCACCGACUGUCUGUCUUGUCUGUCGUGUCUGUCUGUCUGUCUGUUACGUGUUUGUGUAGCUCGCCUCGCAUAUGUGAAAAUACCUACCGCACAAAAUGACUGACUUGCACUGCCCGUAUUGUGUGCUGUCAUGGUGAUGUGGAUUGUGUGGCGACUUACCGCACUGUGUCUAUCGCGAUAACCCUGCUGUAGUCUGCCCGUCUCUCUGGGUGUGGUUUGCUGCAGCCAUUGUGCCCUUUGCACAUGAGAAAUGCAGCAGAGCAACGUCAGCAAGUUCUGUGCAUGAGGAAUGUGUGGUGCAUUCAUUCAUUGUGCUCGUGUCUGUGUGCAUGUUACGGUGCAGGUGCUGUGAAGGGCCAGCUCCCGAUGGCUCGCAGGACAAAAUCUCUGCUGUGAGAUGUCAGUGAAUAGGGCGGGGAGGAUGCUGGCACGGCGCUGGUUGAUCCAUGGGUUGGGUGGGUGGAUGGGUUGGUAGAGUCGGCUUCUUGUGGCAGACAGAUGGAUAGAUGUGCGACGGUGUCCUGCCUGCUUAGCGCUUCUGUCGAUGCCUGACUCAGCGACUGUUUGAAUGCUUCUAUCUUCGAGUGUGAAUGUUUCCCGCUGUUUGCGCGGAAACACAUGCAGUGAGACGGACCAAGCUUGUGCGUCGAAAUUAUGUCAACCGACGGAGCGAUAGAAGA
Molecule: messenger RNA, 3416 nt
Organism: Vitrella brassicaformis
Lineage: Eukaryota; Vitrellaceae
Source: the annotation of a GenBank genome assembly